AUGGAACGUUCACUGCCGGCAGACUAUCGGUCAGAUUCUAAUGUGAAUACAUUCCAGGCCAUCAUCAUAGGAGCCGGGCCGGCCGGUCUGGCCGCAGCACUCCGUCUCCAACAGUAUAACCACAUUUCCGUGGUUGUAUAUGAAAUUCGCCCAGAACCAACGACACUUGGCGGCGCAAUUGGAAUUCCGUCUAAUGGAUUAAGGUUAUUACAUAGACUCGGAUUGUAUGAAGCUCUUAGAGCCAGAGGCUCUGAGACCUCGAACCUGGUUCUGCACGCUGUCAAGGGCAAUGCCCUCGGCACAGCGGAUCUCACCUCCUGGAGCAAGGAGAAGACUGGAUUUGGGUAUUUGAGGAUACGGAGGACUAGUCUGAUGGAGGUCUUUUACGAUGCGGCCAAGGAAGCAGAUAUCCCGAUCCACCAUCACAAGCGGUUAGUGGGGAUAGCUGAAAACAGUGAAGGAGUCACCGUGACGUUCGAGGAUGGUACAAGUGACACGGGCGACGUCCUCCUUGGCUGUGACGGUAUACAUUCUGCAGUUCGCAAAUUGUAUGUUGAUCCCGAUAUGUCGCCCGAGUACUCGGGGAUUUCAAAUAUCUUUUCUUUGCUGCCGACCUCAACGCUGCCACCAGCUGCGUCAGCCCUUGACGGGCUCAACGCAACUCUGACAACUGAUGGGUUGCUGGCAUUAUCACCGUGCACCCCAGCUGGUGAAAUGAUCUAUUGGUUCUUCUCGCGGCAACUUGAGAUGCCUCCGGGUGGUGACAGCCGAGAUGGAUGGGAAGAACGGGGUAAACAGGAGGUAGAGAACCUCAAAUCUACCCUGCUCGAACUGCUGAAAGAUUCGAAAGGCGAAUGGGGACGUUUGUUGAAGGAGGUUAUCCGCCAGACGGAGGUGGUGAAGUUCUAUCCGGUCUUCAGGAUGAGGUUAGGUGGGAAGUGGUCUAGGGGACGAUGCCUUAUUCUAGGUGACGCCGCUCACGCGAUGCAGCCUCACGCCAGCCAAGGUGUUUCGAUGGCGUUAGAAGACGUUUUCCUGCUGUCGAGGUUGCUCGAAGUCCCUGGGCGCUCGCUGGAUGAUGUUUUCGCAUUGUAUGAUCAGAAGAGGAGGCCUCGGACGGAUGAGAUGACUCGAACUGCGGAGCGCAAUGGAAAUGUCCGUAAGAAGACCGAUCCGUGGCGCCUAUGGCUACAAGAGUGCGCUGUAUCGGGAAUAUUGGCGGUCUAUAAUCUGUGCAAGUUGGACAGGUUAGGCCUAGGACAGAAGCCAUUGGCCUACGAUGUUGAGGAGGAGGAAGUUUGA
Messenger RNA from Aspergillus udagawae, 1302 nucleotides. RefSeq names its product FAD-dependent oxidoreductase. The transcript is spliced from 2 exons. NCBI's taxonomy places the organism in Eukaryota, Fungi, Ascomycota, Eurotiomycetes, Eurotiales, Aspergillaceae. The coding region runs from base 1 to 1302 and encodes 433 amino acids. The record is from RefSeq and is a predicted model, not a curated record. Gene Ontology annotation, molecular function: FAD binding; monooxygenase activity.